AUAAAAGCCCUAUAAGUAGCAGAAAUCCGUUGUUUACUUCCGACACAUUUCUGGUGUUAAAGAUGCCUGAGCCAGCCAAGUCUGCUCCCGCCCCGAAGAAGGGCUCCAAGAAGGCGGUGACCAAGGCGCAGAAAAAAGAUGGGAAAAAGCGCAAGCGCAGCCGCAAGGAGAGCUACUCUGUUUAUGUGUACAAGGUGCUGAAGCAGGUCCACCCCGACACCGGCAUCUCUUCCAAGGCGAUGGGGAUCAUGAAUUCUUUCGUUAACGACAUAUUUGAGCGUAUCGCGGGGGAGGCUUCCCGCCUGGCGCAUUACAACAAGCGCUCGACCAUCACCUCCAGGGAGAUACAGACCGCCGUGCGCUUGCUCCUUCCCGGAGAGCUGGCCAAGCACGCCGUGUCGGAGGGCACCAAGGCCGUCACCAAGUACACCAGCUCCAAGUAAACUUUUCAAGUAAGCGUCUUAACACUUAACCCCAAAGGCUCUUUUAAGAGCCACCCACAUA
Chlorocebus sabaeus (green monkey) is the source of this 504-nucleotide messenger RNA. It is a transcript of the gene H2BC4, whose product is annotated as H2B clustered histone 4. Gene Ontology annotation, molecular function: DNA binding; protein heterodimerization activity; structural constituent of chromatin. NCBI's taxonomy places the organism in Eukaryota, Metazoa, Chordata, Mammalia, Primates, Cercopithecidae. The record is from RefSeq and is a predicted model, not a curated record. Gene Ontology annotation, cellular component: nucleosome.